CUUUUUCUCUUACUAGCCUUUCACAUUUUUACUUUAUUUUUCCCUUUCCAUUUCUGCUUUGUGCUUUAUGUGUGCUGCUACGUUGUAUAUGAGAACAACAACAACAACAACAAUGCGAGAGUGAGGGUUACUAGAAUAGUUAAGGAUUAAUGAUGGGUGAGUUUCGCUUUCAUAAUGUAUUUCACAAACACGCUGAUGCAGAAGUGGCUCUAUAUGCAGAUUCUACGGUCCAUUCUAGACACAGGCGCUCUAACAGUGCUUCUGACAAGAACGUGAAAUUCUCAAGAGGUGGUGUUUUGCAUUCCAAAGAGAAAGACAAGGAUGAAUUUAUUGCUUCACCAACUUCAGUGAGGGCUUCUAGGUUACCAAGUCCUUUACAUGACUACCUCACCUAUAUGAACAAGAAUACUUCUUCAAGUCAUAGAGCAUCCUUGGAAAAAGAUGUUGAGCAGCUACAGAUACACCUACAGCAGGAAAAAUCUAUGCGUAUGCUGCUCGAGAGAGCAAUGGGCCGUGCCUCAAGUACUUUAUCACCUGGACACAGGCACUUUGCUGCUCAGACAAAAGAUUUAAUUACUGAAAUUGAGUUACUUGAAGAAGAAGUUACAAGCCGUGAGCAACAUGUGCUUGCCAUGUACAGAAGUAUUUUUGAACAUUGUGUUAGCCGGCCACCUUCUGAACAAAAUUCUGGCGUGGCUUCACCGGCUCACACAAAGCAUGAAUCCAGGAAGCAUCCAAGUAUAAUUUCAAGUGCUUUCUGUUCAUCAAAAAAGUUUCCCCUGCGGCCCUUGCAUGCUCUGAUUUCUAAUAAUGACUUGAAGAAUAGAAUCUUUGGGUCAAAUUAUGCUCCUUUAUCAUGUGGCAAGGGCAAAGUUUAUCUAGGAAAGACUUGUCUUGAUUCCACCAAGGUUCAAGAGAAUUUUUCCACAACGGAGAAAACUCCAGUAUUGCGAACUUUAAAAGAUCAUCUAAACCAGUGCCCAAACAGGCUUUCUGAGGAGAUGGUGAAGUGUAUGGCAACUGUAUAUUGUUGGCUUCGUAGUGCGUCUUCUGUAAAUACCGAAAAAAGUAAGUCGACUUUAUUAUCUAGGUCAUCCACUCAUGCUGUACGGCAAAGACAUGUUGCAGAGGAUCGAGACUGUUCUUGCAAAUCAGUUGUGGAAAUAUCUUGGAUAGCAACUCGCAAACGUCAUUCUUCUCAUGCUUCUUACGCCAUGGACAACUACAGAGUACUAGUUGAACAACUCGAAAGGGUGAAUAUCAGUCGAAUGGAAUGUGAUGGACAAAUUGCGUUCUGGAUCAACGUGCAUAAUGCUCUUGUGAUGCAUGCAUAUUUAGCGUAUGGAAUUCCCCAGGGCUCUCUCAAGAGACUGGCCUUGUUUCACAAGGCUGCUUACAACAUUGGCGGUCAUAUCAUAAGUGCAAAUGCCAUAGAACAAGCGAUAUUUUGCUUCCGAACACCCCGCAUUGGACGGUGGCUUGAAAGCUUUGUGUCUGCUGCCUUGAGGAAGAAAAAUGGUGAAGAAAAACAGCUUAUCAGCUCAAAAUUGUGUAUUACUGAUUUCCAACCCCUUGUUUGCUUUGCUCUUUGCACUGGAGCAUUGUCAGAUCCUGUGCUAAAAGUCUACACUGCGUCAAAUAUAAGAGAACAGCUGAAUAUUGCCAAGAGAGAGUUUCUCCAAGCAAAUGUAGUUGUGAAGAAGUCAAGCAAAGUUUUUCUCCCCAAAUUGGUGGAAAGAUUUUCUAGAGAAGCAUCAAUCCGCUUAGAUGAUCUCCUUGGAUGGGUCAUGGAAAGUGUUGACAAGAAACUGCAUGAUUCAAUAGAGAAAUGCCUUGAUCGUAAAUCCAAUAAAAAGUCAUCUCAGAUCAUAGAAUGGCUGCCUUACUGUUCUCGGUUCAGGUACAUGUUCUCGAAGGAUCUAAUAGACAAGCCAUGGUGGGUAUAACAAUAUAAUAUCUUAGGAAUGUAGAGGUUCUUUUUAGGUUUGACUGUUUGAGGUCAGCGAGGAAGUUAACUAUAGGUGUUAAUAAAAAUUUUCGUGUACAUUUUGACACAAUAUUUUUGCUUGUGUUAAAUAUCGUACUCUUACUACCUAAAUAUUUUGAUAAUGUAGCCGCACGCCUAACAAUUUGUGUGGACAAAGCUUUCUUUAACUUGAAAGUUGUAGAAUAGAAUAAUAAACGGCAGUUUCA
Messenger RNA from Cajanus cajan (pigeon pea), 2193 nucleotides. RefSeq names its product electron transporter, putative (Protein of unknown function, DUF547). Lineage: Eukaryota; Viridiplantae; Streptophyta; Magnoliopsida; Fabales; Fabaceae. The record is from RefSeq and is a predicted model, not a curated record.